Daphnia pulex (common water flea) is the source of this 1898-nucleotide messenger RNA. RefSeq lists its product as uncharacterized. The record is from RefSeq and is a predicted model, not a curated record. The coding region runs from base 405 to 1589 and encodes 394 amino acids. The transcript is spliced from 6 exons. NCBI's taxonomy places the organism in Eukaryota, Metazoa, Arthropoda, Branchiopoda, Diplostraca, Daphniidae.
UCCUAUUCUUCUUCUCGACUCUAGACGGUUCAGUUUCUCUCUCGUCUUUAGCGCGCGCGGGUUUCGUUUUCACGUUUUCACUUUCCUUCAUUCUCAUUCGGGAGAAGAAGAAGAAGAAAGAAAGAAAAGAAAAAAGACGAACGCCAUAGACCAAGUAGAAGACGAGACCUUUUUGGUUUCCAUUCGGACGAUUCUCACACAACCAAGUUCUUCUCUCAGUUGCGAUCGCGCUGGUGUAGCCGAGCGGCUGUAAUAUUUUCGAGCUCUCUCUAUCUCUCUCUCCAUUUACAUUUCGUCGAAAAUUUCCCAUUGAUAUCCUCUCUGCUGCACUUGAUAUUUUGAUUAUUUCGUUGGGUUGACAAGUUGUGAGCGACGCGGGGCUGCUGAGAGGGUGAAUAGACGAAAUGAUCGCUCACACGCUCUUGACUGGUUUUGUGUUGAUCGGAUGCAUCCGCGCCGCUACCAUCGGAGACGGGCGGACGAGCUUGAUCGACGGAAAACCUAUUGAUAAUCGAUCGUCCGGCAGUUGCAUCGUAGAGGGAAAAACGUACUUAUCGGAAACUUCCGUACCGCGUGACCAUCCGUGUCAUUACUGCAUUUGCUAUGGAGGCAAGAUCGAUUGCUUCUGGAAGCAGUGCGCUCACAUCCCGGAUGGAUGUCAGGUGAUGGCCUUCCAGGAUACCUGCAAUCCUUCGCUCUACAUUUGCGACAUUCCCGAGAAGGCGCGAGAGGCUCCGACUUACGGACCCCCACAGGCCAUUCGUCAGCAGCCCGGUUUAAGUGUACUAGCAUCGACGAAAGUCUACACGACCAGUCUGCCCACUGCCCCGACAUUGGCGCCGAGCUCACGGUCGACUCAGCCGCCGUCUUUUGUUCAAACUUAUACCAAGCCGGAGGUGGUACCUCCUUCCCGUCAUCUGCUUCCGCCCGCUCGCCAACUGAUUGAGCCGCCAUCCCGUCAUUUGACUCCACCUUUGCCGUCGUCCGGCGUUGCUGCCCAAAAGAAAUCCAUUUCCGUUUCUCCCGUUCAAUUUCAGCAGCAGCAUCAGCAGCCGUCCAGUCGACAGCGGCGGCCGCUGGAGGAGAUUAUUCCCAUCAGGCAACCGGCCCAGUUCGGACUGGGAAUGAAGAGCAAGAUGCGAUUCAGUCGAUCAUUAGCCGACGUCACCUCCAUUCUCGACACGAUGUUGCCGCACAGCAUUCAAGAAGAAUUUCCGUUGAACUUUGACCACGAAAUCGUGGCGCGUUUGGUGGAGAAGCAGGUUCGCUCGAGACGAUCCAUCAACAGCUUGGCAGGCGACAAUCACCACCAUCAUCAUCACGAUCAUCAUGAGGAGGAUCGAGGCUGCACCAUUCUCGGCAUUCAUUACCAGCUCGGUGAAGUGAUAGGUGUUGCGACUGAUGUUUGCCGCGAAUGCCGAUGCGCUGCGCAGUCUCUCUUCUGUUCGCCAAAGUGCUGUUUCAAACCGGCGCCACUUGAGCAGGUGACUGGAGAAUUCGUUCGCAUCUUGGACCAAAGUCCCGCCCCGGUUUCGGGAUUACUGGCGCCGCAACAUCCACUCCAUUACAUCAAAAGCGAGUUUGAUUAAAUUGCGACACAAGUGUCUUACGAGUCACCUACUGGCAGUUGGCAUGACUGCGGCAAGGAGAAAUCUCGGAGGCGAACCUUGGGGGCACGAGUCCGCAAGCAGUAUCAUCUCGUCUUCACUCUCCCCUCUUAUCGUUAGUUCCAUUAUUGCAUCAUCAGCACAUUACUCUGUCAUUGAUUCAUUCACGUUGUGCGAACAACGUCGCUGCCUAGUGCCAUUCAAUUAUUAUUUUGCAAACGCGACAUCGGAAAAAUCGGAAUUCAUCGGAUAAGUGUUGUAAGUUGUAACAAUAAACGAUUUUUAAUGAAA